AUGAGGGCUAUUGAAACGUUUCUCAAAUACGACGGCAGUUUGAAAAGAUUCUGGCCGGGCAGUGACAGUGAGUUUGGUCUAGUGUCGUUUCACUCCUGCAACCACUUACUGGGACGACCACCGCAUUUCGGAGACCAGGAGAGAGAGGACGCUCUACAUGCUCAGGCAAUGCUAGCUGGUUAUGCCUCUUGUCAUGGACAGGCUUCCUAUCAAGGGUUCUCGACGUUCAACGAGAUCACCUACCCGCUGAUAAGUCAACACGUGGUCACGGAUGGCAGGCAGUUCUCGUUCUAUGUCUACCAACUGAACACAACUCUAAUGAAUGCUGAUCACGUGGACACCAAUCCAAGGGUCAAUGUCUGCCAUGCUAUGCCUGCACAACAACUUUACCAGCACAUCAUUGGCAACGAGUUUGUUGGCUGGGAUGACAGCGCUCUAAGAAUGCUGAUAUUGUUCUACAUGAACAAACCAGAGCAACGCGAUUAUGACAUGAAACCAAACGUGGACAAGAGCGAGUCCCAUGUCAAACACAUCACAGACAUCGACGAACGAAGGAAUUGGCUGCAUAACGAGUUCCGCUACAUGUACUCCAAUCGUCCCAGACACCAGCUGCCUUACGAGAUAUUCGACUGGGAGUGGAUUUACAAGAUUAAAUUCAUGACACGACCUUUCGAGAGACGCAAUCGGCCCUUUGAAAGGUGGGAGCAUCCCCUUCGACAGCGCACCUAUAAGGACUACCUGCCCAAGUACAUCCCCAAAUCUAUUCGCUACCCUCACAAGCCAACUCAGGAGAAUUACAACACUUAUUUCCCGGAUGCUUUCCCAGAGGAGGACGGAGAUAGGAAACUCUGAGUGAUCAAGUGAGAAAGAAACUACUACUCUGGGUAGACAGAGAAAUCUGAGUAGAUAAGAAGAUGUGAGUGAUAUAGAAACUACUCUGAAUGAGAAACUACUAACCAAGUGAUAAACUACUAUUGCCGUUUCAGAAGUAUAGUGAGGCCCGCAUUAUAAAGUCAAUACCUGGCUAACAUUGGUGUUGCUAUCCUUGUACAUCAAUCGACUAAGCAGUUAGCGAUAUCCUAUUCCACCUCCGCAUCGUUGCCAGAUCGUUCUUAAACGAUGUAGAAAUAUAAUAAAUUAACAAAAUAUUCAAUCUGUAAUAAUAUUUUAUUAAAAUUCAAUUUAUUAUGAAAAUUGACUGUCGAAUCAAUGAAAAAUAUUUUUUCUUGACAAAUAAAAUAUAUAGAACAUAUAUAAAGAAGAAUGAACAGUUAAUAUUACAUAAGAUAUACCGGUAUCAGCUAUCCUCUAUAGAAGGAAGUUGCAAGGCAGAGAUUUGGCAAACACUGUUCUACUAUCUUUCUCCACUGCCAUAAUAACGUGGACCUCACUAAAGAUUUAGGUUAUAAUGUCAGUACCUGAUUAACAUUGGUUUAGGCUGCAAAACUAGAAUAAACACGUCAUUUAUGAAUAAAUAAAUUAUUGGAAGCUACGAGAACCGAAUGAGAUGUCUUUCAGAAAAUAAGGCUUUUCUGAUUGAUUCUCUUCUCUUGACAGUUAAUCACGGUCAUAUUCUAGUUUUUUUCCCCUUGUAGAGGGAUUCACGUUAUAAAGUCAGUGGAAAAAAUAGGACUAAAGCGUUGCUGAUUUUCAGAUUCCCACCGCCUUCCUGUACUGGAUAGCAUUAAUUAAUCAAGUCAUCCUGGUAUAUCUGAUAUGAUAUUGAUUGUUGAUUCAUUCCAAUAAUGAUUCAAUACGGUAAUUAUAUCUCAUUCGUCAAUUAAAUUAUAUAUAUCCGCUAUUUAGUAAUGAAUUUUCAUAAUUGAGAUUAAAUAUUAGGUGGGUAACUCAAUAUAUUUCUUUGCAGCCUGCAAACAAUUUGGCGACUGUGUGGAGUUGGAAGGAUAUAUCCAUCUGCUUUGUCUAAUGACAGACAAGGAUAGCGAAUUAAUGUUAUUCAGAUGUUGACUUGAAAACGUGAAUCUCACUAUAGCAAGCCAUAGCAGCAACUAAUCAAAAUCAUGUUUGGUUAAUUUCAUUCUUAUGAGUCGUUUCAGAAUUAUUAUCAACUAUAACUAUACGUGCGUCUUGGAUGCGCUGAAUUUAUUCUGCUCGUUUCGAGAAUGCAUGGUAUAUUACGGGAGUGUCUAUUUCGCUCGUAUUUCGUAUAGUUUACCCUAUUAAACAUAAUGCAUAGGUACAGUUGUUAACAGGUGAAAAAGCUCAGUGUGUCCAGGAUCCCUGUAUAGUUGAGUAUCUUAGAGAUUGUAAUGAUUUUACAACUAGCUUGAGUAUCUCAAUUGUGUUCUUGAUAUCAUUAAUUGUAUCUGAAUAUAAUCAUUGUUUAAUACAUGGAAUAAAAUUGUUCUAUUGUAGAA
Messenger RNA from Nilaparvata lugens (brown planthopper), 2378 nucleotides. RefSeq lists its product as uncharacterized. Gene Ontology annotation, cellular component: mitochondrial large ribosomal subunit; mitochondrion; ribosome. NCBI's taxonomy places the organism in Eukaryota, Metazoa, Arthropoda, Insecta, Hemiptera, Delphacidae. Gene Ontology annotation, biological process: translation. The coding region runs from base 1 to 852 and encodes 283 amino acids. The transcript is spliced from 5 exons. The record is from RefSeq and is a predicted model, not a curated record. Gene Ontology annotation, molecular function: structural constituent of ribosome.